This is a messenger RNA of Corticium candelabrum, 2457 nucleotides long. Its product is annotated as dipeptidyl peptidase 8-like. The transcript has 20 exons. NCBI's taxonomy places the organism in Eukaryota, Metazoa, Porifera, Homoscleromorpha, Homosclerophorida, Plakinidae. Gene Ontology annotation, molecular function: dipeptidyl-peptidase activity; serine-type peptidase activity. Gene Ontology annotation, biological process: proteolysis. The coding region runs from base 205 to 2436 and encodes 743 amino acids. The record is from RefSeq and is a predicted model, not a curated record.
UGGAGCGAGCUUUCUCGGUUGGUUUUCGAGGGUUUUGCGACUCAAGGAAGGCUUCAAGCUUCUUCUCCUCAACGGUUUUCGUUUAGUGGCAAUGGAAAUAGAUACGUCUAUUUUCUGGCUCCAACUCGUGGAAAAACCAGUAGUGUUAUUCACAAAAUUGAUUGUGAUGAGAUAAGUGGUCAUUUGGCAAGUACAAGUAAGGUGAUGAAUAUGGUACAGAAAUCCAAGGAUGCCCAGAUAUUCAGUAAGGAGGAGGAACUGCAGAGGGAGAGACAGCGGGUGACGUCAGUGGGGAUAACUUCAUACGAGUAUGAUUCACAGAGUGGACAUUUUUUGUUUACCACUGCUGGACAACUAUACAGAUGCCACGAGGAGAAUGAUAGUGCUGUUCCUGAAUUAGUGCCACAUUCUGUCACUGGUGCUCCUCUUUGUCCCACCUUUAGUCCCAUAUCUAGUGACAUCAUUGCAUUUGUCAGAAAUAAAGACUUGUGGAUUGUCUCUAUGAAAAGUGGUGAAGAGCAUCAGCUUACUGAGCAGCACAGUAAUUUUACCUCUGACAUUGUAAUAGACAGUCGAUCAGCAGGAGUGCCAUCUUUCAUUAUUCAGGAAGAGUUUGAUAGGCACAUUGGGUACUGGUGGCAGCCUCAUCAAACAGUACCAGGGAAGUACUGCAUACUGGUGGAAAUGACUGAUGAAAAGAAUGUAGACAUUAUUAGAACACUUGAUCCCAGUGACAUCUGUUCUGAGUGUGAGUGUCAUCGAUAUCCAAGAUCAGGAAGACCCAAUGCAGUGCAAUCUGUAGCUCUGGUUGAGUUUGAAUUAGACGAAAUGCAUCAGAUUUCUAAUUUAGCGACCAAGUACUUGAACUUUGAUUUAAAAUCAGUGUUUCCUUGGAUGGAGUAUAUUGUUCGUUGUGGUUGGUUGCCUGAUAGUGCGAGUGUCUGGCUGCAGCUACUUGACAGAAAUCAACAACGACUUCAAGUUGUUCGUAUUUCACUCUCUUGCUUUAAUUCCGAUGUAGAAAUUGCACAUAGCCAUGGACACCGCAUACCAGGAAUUCAGCUGUUGAAAGAGGAAACGAGUGAUGUUUGGAUCAAUGUGACUGAUAUUUUAAGUUUUCUAACUGAAACGAGUAUUGGUUCAGAAGAUAAUUUUUGUUGUUCAUUUGUUUGGGCAAGUGAAGCAACUGGAUAUCGUCACUUGCAAAAGAUUAGUGUUGGAGAUUUUUGUUUACCAUGUGAUGGAAAUGGUAAUGUUGAGACUCCAAGAUCACGUCAAGAGAGUUGGUUGACAUCAGGAGAGUGGGAAGUUGACGACAGCAGUGUUUGGGUUGACGAAGCUCGUAGUCUGGUUUUCUUCCAGGGUACAAGAGACUCACCACUGGAGCAGCAUUUAUAUGUUGCCUCUCUUGUGCCGGGAAGUCAUAUUGAAUGUCUAACUGCCAUCGGCCACAACCAUUCUGUUACGAUGAGUGAAGACUGCUGUCGCUUUGUGACUUUGCAUUCAUCACUUAGUGACUUUCCUGCCAUUGAUGUGGUGCAGAUUGAUGCACCAGUGGGAGGCACUCUUCCAACAGUUGCAUGCUGCAAGAACAUACAUACUCAUAAACUUCCAGAGGAGUUAGGAUACUGGAAACAACCACCAGAAUCAUUUAGCUUUACAACUACUGAUGGCUGCCUACUGUAUGGACUUAUGUUUAAACCAGAAAGAAUAAAUGCAGGUGAGAAGUAUCCCGUCAUUCAGUAUGUUUAUGGUGGGCCACAUGCUCAGCUUGUAACCAACGUGUUCCCAACUGCUCGAUUUGCUCUGUUGAAUUUGCUAACUAAGCUUGGUUAUGUCUGCAUUGCCAUCGACGGUAGAGGAUCUGCCAGAAGAGGAUUGCAGUUUGAAGGUCAUAUUAAGUAUAGAAUGGGUACUGUUGAAUUCAGGGAUCAAAUAGAAGGGCUGCAAUAUGCUUCAACAAAAUAUGACUUCAUGGACAUGCGUAGAGUUGGUCUCUUGGGCUGGUCAUAUGGUGGUUAUAUGGCACUGAUCGGCAUGGCACAGCAUCAUGAUGUAUUCCAAGUUGCUGUGGCUGGUGCCCCAGUCACACACUGGGAGACCUACGACACUGGAUAUACAGAGCGCUACAUGGGAACUCCACAACAGAAUCCAGAGGGAUACAAAGCUGGUUCUGUCCUGCAGAUGGUUAAGAUGUUUCCCAACGAGUACAAUCGUCUGCUCAUUGUGCACGGCCUCAUAGAUGAGAAUGUGCUGUUUCGUCACACUAGUGCCUUGGUGGAUGCAUUAAAUCGUUCCUUAAAACCAUACACUUUGCAGGUUUAUCCCAAUGAGCGUCACGGCAUCAGAAAAAACACAGCACACUAUUGGGCUACAAUUCUAUCAUUUUUAGAAAAGAAUCUUAAGUACAGAUACAGCACUGCAUCUAGCUCAUGAACUAGCUACUCAUCUUUCCAC